This is a messenger RNA of Pseudoliparis swirei, 1683 nucleotides long. RefSeq names its product 5-hydroxytryptamine receptor 3A-like. Gene Ontology annotation, cellular component: synapse; neuron projection; membrane. Gene Ontology annotation, molecular function: transmembrane signaling receptor activity; extracellular ligand-gated monoatomic ion channel activity; neurotransmitter receptor activity. The record is from RefSeq and is a predicted model, not a curated record. Lineage: Eukaryota; Metazoa; Chordata; Actinopteri; Perciformes; Liparidae. Gene Ontology annotation, biological process: regulation of membrane potential; nervous system process; chemical synaptic transmission. The coding region runs from base 142 to 1458 and encodes 438 amino acids. The transcript has 9 exons.
CUGGCAAAGCGCUUAUUGACGAUCUAUUGAUGUUCUGUUGGCGUUCUAUUGACGUUCUGUUGACGUUCCUGCUGCCGCAUUGUUCCUCAUUGUUCAUAAAAAGGUUUGCGCCCGCCCCGCGGAGCUGAAGCCCAAACCGCCAUGACGCCGCUCGGGACUCUGGCUCUGCUGGCGCUGAUCGGAGUCGGCGGCGCUCAGACCGACUGCUCGUACCUCGGCCUCCUGACGCACCUGAACCUGACCACGGCGGGGAACGCCUUGCAGACCGCCGUGCGGCCCGUGAGGAACUGGACCACCACUACCCAGGUCAAGCUGGAUCUGAUUCUGUACGGCAUCUUAGGAGUGGAUGAGAAGUCUCAAACAGUCACGACUCACGUCUGGAUUCAGAUGCUCUGGACCAAUGAGUUCCUCACCUGGACGCCGUCCGGCUUCUGUGGGAUCAACCACGUGCUCGUCCCCCGGUCCGGCGUGUGGCUGCCGGACGUGGUCAUCGCCGAGGAUGCCUCUGACUCUGGGAGCAUCUUCAACAGCCCGGUGGUCCGUGUGUCCUCUCGCGGCAAGAUGGUGACGACCAUGCGGCAGCGCCUCACCUCCACCUGUCUGUUCGUCCUCUACCUGUUCCCCUUUGACAUGCAGCACUGCAACAUCACCUUCACCACCAUGACCUCAGGCGUGAAUAGCAUCAGUCUGGGGACGUGCUCCAGCGAGGAGCUCCUCACUCGCUCCUCUGAGUCGCACAUGGUGACGAGGGGCGAGUGGCAGCUGGAGACGAUUAACAUCACCCACGUCGCUGGGAACUGGACCACCGGGUUACGCGAACGCCUCGUCUACACCAUCACCAUCUCCAGGAAGCCGAUGCUCUACGUGAUCAUCUUCAUCGUGCCGCUGUUCUACUUCGUGCUGCUGGACGUGGCGUCCUUCUUCAUCAAUGAGGCGCGCGGCGAGAAGCUGAGCUUCAAGGUGACGGUGCUGCUGUCCAUCUCCGUCCUGCUGCUCAUCCUCAAGGACCUGCUGCCCUCCACCGAGGACGGGCUGCCCAUGAUCGCCAUCUACUGCUGUGUGAUCUUCGUCCUGGUGGGGCUCAGCCUGCUAGAGGCCAUGCUGGUCAGCUUCCUCAUCGACCUGGACAGCUUCUGCAAGAACCCUGAAGCUCCGGAGGGGGAGGCCGUCCAGCUGGAGGCCGACCGCCCCGACGCUACGGAGCUCCAUGGAGCCGGAGGGACUCCAGAGAAAAGCUCCCCUCCUCUGAGUCGCCCAGGCGACCUGCUGGAGCUCAUCCUGCAGGAAGUGAAGAAGGUGGGACAGGAAGCCAGGGGGCGGGACAAAGGCGAGAAGCGGCCCGGUCGCUACAGGCGACUGGCGGAAAUCAUCGACUGUGUGUUCUUUUUCAUCUACCUUUUAUGUAUCUGUAGUUUCCUGAUGUACAUGCUCCUGAGGUGGGUUUCACAGAUAUGGUGAAUCCAUUGUUUCUUUUUAAAUGACUAAAUAUCACUUUUCUCACAGCUAAUUGUUUGGUUCUUCUUCACUUUCAAGCCUUUAAUCAUUUAAUACUUAUUUUACUUUUAAAGUGCAUAUUUACAGAUGUAAACUCUCACAACCUGCUUACAAAGUACAGUUUAUGACAAUGCUUGUAUGUAUAUUGUGUUACAAAGUGGUCCAGAAAUAAAGAUAAUUUGUGUUUUA